CAUUUGGGCAUAUCUCUGAUGUGCUGUGUUGGUUUGCCACAAUUACAAAGAAAUUAAAAAAAUGUUGAACCCAUGGUCUUGGGAGAAGAUGCGCAGGAUUUAACCCCCCUCCCCCCGUGGUGUUUGCUGCGGGAGUGCACCCGCCACGUGAAGGCGACGAAAAGCUGUGAGGGAAAAGUUUGAGGGGGCAGCCCGUUUGGGGCACAGGACACCGAAAAUGAAGAAUUAUGGAGGGAGACCUAAGAGCGGGAAGACCAACAGAUUCAACCCGUAAGCAAGGAGCUCCCUUCUGAUAAGACUUUCCUCAGCGAAGUGAGGCAUUCUCUGCCCGGGAGAAUUGUGUUGGCGCCGGGCGGAAGAGGCGAAGAGCGAACACCGAAAGCGUGAGACGGGGCGGCCUUGAGUUGUGGCCGCGCCCCCUCGCUGCGGCCAUUCGCCUCGCCUCCCGAAGAAGCCGCGGGUGACAGGAGUAAAGGGCGAGGAGGGCGGCGUCAGGGGGCCGCCUUGUUUUGGGGAGGCAGGCGGAAGAGGAGAGAAGGGGGAAGAUGUCGGGAGCCGGAGGUGGGGGCGCUUCUGCGGUUUCGGUCUUGGCCCCGAACGGGAGGCGAGUGACGGUGCGAGUAGGCCCAAGCACCGCGCUACUCCAGGUCCUUGAAGAAGUUUGUAGAAAGCAGAAUUUCAAUCCCAACGAAUAUGAUCUGAAAUUUCAGAGGACGGUGCUGGAUCUUUCUCUACAAUGGAGAUUUGCCAAUCUACCCAACAAUGCCAAACUGGAGAUGGUGCCAGUUUCUCAUAGUAGAGCAGGAACUGAAACCACAGUCCGGAUUGCACUACAGUUGGAAGAUGGUUCUAGGCUUCAAGAUACCUUUUGCUCUACCAAGACCUUGUGGGACAUUCUUCAUCAUUUUUCACAGACCAGGGAAUAUGUGGAGCAGCACAGUGAAAUCUCCCCCAUCUGUAUUUACAUGCGAGAUGAGGUGACAGGGAAGACUGCUUUGGAGAAGACAAGUCUGAAAUCGCUUGGGUUGACUGGAGGCAAUGCUAUCAUAAGGUUAGUCACCAAGAAGGCAAACACGUCCUCUGAUCCUGCACAAAUUGAGAGUAAUGAAUCUAUUUCUAAAGAACUCAUAGCAAGGCCACCUUCUACAGAAGACCCAAAAAGUACUUCUGUAUCACAUGCAGUUGCCUUCCCAACAAGUUCAAUUUCCAGCAAUGAGCCUGAAUUUGCCAACAAAUGUGGUGAUAAGAAGAACUGGAGUAAAGAAUUUCAGGAUGACUCAGAUGAACAUCAUCCUCCCUCCGAGUCUGUGCCUUCCUCAUUUGUCCCUUUUGAAGGUAGUGGACAGCGCCUGGGUGGCGGCGGCUCACCUAUUACAGUGGUAUCUCCUGUGUCAGAUGUGCCAGUGUCAAAUCUUCCAGCAUCUCUGUCCAGUCCUUCAGGGCCUUCCAAGCCAAAGAAAUCAAAGAACAGCCAAGAAAAAUUAAAGGAACAAAAAGAGUGUCUGGAGCGAGAGCCAAUUGUGUGCCAUCCAGAUCUGCAGCAGCCACAGGAUUCUGGCUCCCAAGAACUUCCUGAUGAAUUCUUUGAGGUUACAGUAGAUGAUGUGAGGAAACGUUUGGCUCAGCUCCAGAACGAAAGGAAGCGUUUAGAAGAAGCACCGUUGAUGACACAGGCACAACGAGAUGCUCAGAUGAAGGAGAAAUUGGCACGUUAUCCAAAGGUGGUGCUGAGGAUUUACUUCCCAGAUCGUCAUAUUCUCCAGGGUUUCUUUGACCCCAGUGAGACAGUUGGUGCUCUGAAGGUCUUCGUGAAAAGCCACCUUGCAGACCCAGAAAUGCCAUUUUAUCUGUUUAUUACGCCACCUAGAUCCAUCCUGAAUGAUGACAGCUUGACUCUCUUCCAGGCCAACCUCUUCCCAGCUGCUGUUGUAUACUUUGGAUCUGAGAAACACAAUGAUUACUAUCUGAGGAUGGAUCUUCAGGAGUCUGCAGUGUCCCCUUCAGAAGCUGAUGUUUUAGUAGCCAGGCAGUUGUCUAAGUUAGUAGUUCCUGUUACUCAGCCAAGUUCAGAACUUGCACAUGCUUCUCCACCUGCGCAAAAUGAAGAGGCUGAGAGUGUGGUGACUGGACAUUCGGAGUCCGUGACACCCCAUGAAGUACCUUCACCUCAAGCAAGGAGGACUCCAUCUGGAAAAGUGCCAAAGUGGCUAAAGUUGCCAGGUGGGAAGAGAUGAAGUACAUGUGAUACCCACCUUCAGAGGAAUGUCUUGUCUGGCUGAGAAGCAGCAGGUUCAUUUGCAUCAUUUCCUCCUUAUGAACUGAUUCUAAUAAUAGGCCAAAAAUUGGCUCAGCAAUUGAUUUUUCAGAAUAAAAUUGCAGUACAUCAUU
Messenger RNA from Pogona vitticeps (central bearded dragon), 2388 nucleotides. RefSeq names its product ASPSCR1 tether for SLC2A4, UBX domain containing (gene ASPSCR1). Gene Ontology annotation, cellular component: cytoplasm; vesicle membrane; nucleus. NCBI's taxonomy places the organism in Eukaryota, Metazoa, Chordata, Lepidosauria, Squamata, Agamidae. Gene Ontology annotation, biological process: glucose homeostasis; intracellular protein transport; signal transduction. The record is from RefSeq and is a predicted model, not a curated record. Gene Ontology annotation, molecular function: protein binding.